Dermatophagoides farinae (American house dust mite) is the source of this 2565-nucleotide messenger RNA. RefSeq lists its product as uncharacterized. The record is from RefSeq and is a predicted model, not a curated record. NCBI's taxonomy places the organism in Eukaryota, Metazoa, Arthropoda, Arachnida, Sarcoptiformes, Pyroglyphidae. Gene Ontology annotation, cellular component: Cdc73/Paf1 complex. Gene Ontology annotation, molecular function: RNA polymerase II C-terminal domain phosphoserine binding; DNA binding.
GCACAUUCAUCGUUCACUUGUCUUUUAAUGCAUUUAUAUUAUUAUCAUUCUGGUUUUUGAGACUGGAUUUGAGUGAUUUUGUUCGAACGUUCGAUUGGACCCCUAACAUUGACCGGCGUGUUGUGAAUUAAUCUGAUAGAUAUCAUCGUAUCAUUUGUCAUUAAAUUUAUCAUUUUUCAACUAAAAUUUCAAUAAUGGCUAGAAAACGAAAUAGAUCUUCCGAUGAUUCUUCAUCUGCAUCAUCAUCUUCAUCCGAUGAAGAUGAAAUUAUCGAUAGUCGGAAGAAAAAUGUGAAAACUGCUUCGAAAAUUAUACCCACCGAUUCAUCAAGCAGUUCGGAUGAUGGCGAUGAUGGGGAAUGGAAUGCUAAACCGAAAACUAAAGCGAAAUCGAAACGUAAUAAAGUGUCGAAAAAACAGCCAACUAAAGUGAUGAAGAAAAAAUUGAAAACAGCUUCAAGUGCAAGCGAUGAUAAUGAUGAUGACGAUGAUGAUGAUAAUAAUGAUGAUGAUGAUGAUUUGUUGCAGAAUAGCUCCGAAGAAAAAGAAGAAGGUGAAGUUGAUUUUAGUGAUGAUGAAAAUGAAGAAUUCAACGAUGGCUUUGAUGAAAAUCUUAUGGGUGAUGAAGAAGAUCAAAGGAAAUUGGCCCAAAUGACUGAAAAAGAACGUGAACAAGAGCUAUUUAAUCGUAGUGAAAAACGUGAAGUUUUACGCACAAGAUUCGAAAUCGAACGUAAAUUACGGUUAGCCAAAAAACAAGAAAUGAAGAAAAAAGCCAACGAAAAACAAAAUGAUAAAAAUGUCGAUUCGACUUUCACAGAAUCAGCAUCACGAAGUAUUGAACGAAGAAGAAAUAUGGAAGAUAAACGUAAAGUUAAAGAUGCCAUGAAAGGAUUGAAAGCUGAACGUGAGAAAAAGAAGGAAAAAUUGAAACAAAAACUAAAGGCUACGGAUGUUUAUUCGGAUUCAUCCGAUUCAGAUGAUUCAAAUUCCGAUAUUAGAAUAACGAAAAAAGACCGUAAAAAAUCAUCAACAUCAGAAGAAUUUUCAUCAUCUUCGUCAAUGUCCGACGAUAGUGAUGUCGACACAAAAGGAAAAUUGAAUAAACGAGAUAAAGAUGAUUGGGAUAAUGAAAGAUCGACUGAUCAUAUUGAAGAUGUUGAACAAUUCGAUUUCACAUUUGAACAUUUAAAUUCAUUACGUUUAUCUCGAUUUAAAAUGGAAAAAUGGUGUCAUGCACCCUUCUUUCGGGACACUGUUAUCAAUGCAUUCGUUAGGAUCGGUGUCGGUAAUAGUUCCUUAUCACAAUAUAUUGUUGGCCAAAUUGUCGAUGUUGUAGAAACAGCCAAGAUUUAUACAUUGGGUAAGACUCGAACGAACAAAGGAAUCAAAUUAAAACAUGCCAACGAUGUAGAAAAAGUAUUUCGUCUUGAAUAUAUAUCAAAUUCUGAAUUCACUGAAACGGAAUUUCAACAAUGGCAUUCGAAAAUGAUUGCUGAUAAAUGUGACUUUCCAACCAAAGAUCUGGUCGAACGUAAAAAAGCCGAUAUACAAAAAGCUAUCAAUUACAAUUAUAGUAAUGAAGAUAUCGAAUUAAUAGUGGCUGAAAAGGAACGUUUCAAAAACAAACCGACCAAUUUCGCGAUGAAAAAGACUCAAUUGAUGAAGGAAAAAGAAUUUGCAGAAAUGAAUGGUGAUCACGAAAAAGCGAUCGAAAUCGGUAAAGAGAUUGAUAGGCUGGAGGAGGAAUCAAAGAAAUUGGAUAAGAAACGUACACAAAGUAUAGCUUCAAUAUCAUUCAUCAAUGAACGUAACCGAAUGCGUAAUAUUAAAGAAGCCGAACGUGCUAUUGCCGAAGCAGCUAAAGAAGCUCAAAAUCAAAAAGAUGAUCCAUUCACAAGGCGUAAAUGCGCUCCCACAAUGAUCCAUGUAUUUAAUAAGAACAAACAAUCACAAUCGAAUCAAUCACACUCAAAUGAAGCUAAUGAACAAUCGUCCAAAGACAUAGAGAGUCAAAAAUCGUCAAAAGAUCUAUCGGAAUUCAAUGAAAAUAGUGAUACGCUCGAUUCAUCCAAUACAAAUAAAAACAAUGGUUCAUCUCUACAAAGUCAGAAUAAUCACAGCAAAUCAACGAAUAACACUAGCCAAAAUAAUGAAGAUAAUAACGACAUGUUUAGUGUCCAUAAUUUCGAUAUCAAAAUUGAUUUCGAAACUCUAGACUUUGGAAUUAACAAUAGUAAUUCCUCAUCGAUAUCGAACCAAAAUUCUUCGUUAUUAUUUUCCGGACUUUCCAGUAGUAAACCGAAUGGAUUCUCUAUGGCUCGCUCCAAUCCAUUGCCUAAUUCCGGAACAAAUCGUCGUUCGUUGAAUCUAGAUGAAUAUAAGAAGAAAAAAGGCUUAAUUUGAACUGUAUUCUAAUCAAUUCAUGGCGUCAUUUUCCGAGGUAGAUUUACCCCUCCAUUGUUUGAUAAUCUGUAUCCUCUUAAUCGAUUUUAGGCUAAUUUUUUUCUUUGUUUGAAAUUUUUUCAUUGAUGUAUAAUUUUUUUCAAUAAAAUUUUCAAAAUAA